Messenger RNA from Xiphias gladius (swordfish), 3281 nucleotides. It is a transcript of the gene pou5f3, whose product is annotated as POU domain, class 5, transcription factor 3. The transcript has 5 exons. NCBI's taxonomy places the organism in Eukaryota, Metazoa, Chordata, Actinopteri, Istiophoriformes, Xiphiidae. Gene Ontology annotation, biological process: regulation of transcription by RNA polymerase II. The coding region runs from base 387 to 1814 and encodes 475 amino acids. Gene Ontology annotation, molecular function: DNA-binding transcription factor activity, RNA polymerase II-specific; RNA polymerase II cis-regulatory region sequence-specific DNA binding. The record is from RefSeq and is a predicted model, not a curated record.
UCCAACACCCGCAGCUGUGAUUAGGGAAACCCGUGGAGCCCUGGCAGGAGAGCGGCAUUUUGAGCUUGAAGUUGAGGCGAGUGGCGGCGGCGGUGUGAAAGACGGGGACUUCAUGGAGUAGGCCGUAGGUGUGUUGGUGGUUAUGUUGCACCAAAGCGGCGACUGCUUAGGCCUACACUUGCGCACAAACUUCCCCCAAAACGGACUUUACUCGGACAGGCGCUGGUUUAUUUUCGGAGAGCAUCUUCGUGUCUUAUCCCUCUUGGGUUUGUGCGUAAACUCGAAACGGAUGAGCAGGUUCGAAAUCAGUCACCACUAACUUUUUACUGCUACCUUAAAUUUUUUCCGACGCGUGCUUGUUAGUAGGCUUUCACACAGUGUGGAAGAUGUCUGAAAGAUCGCAGAGUCCGGAAUGCCAAAGCAGGCCGUAUGACUUCAGCCGGGCCAACCCUUGCACCCAGGUUUUGGGUCAAGAUGGUUUGGCCAACGCCGCGUCAUUCCAGCUCCCUCACAGCGUUCUGCCAGACCCGAGCCUCCUCUACAACAAAUCCUGUUAUAGUGGCAUCACACCGGCCUCUGCGCAGACCUUUUUCCCUUUCCCACCUGUGGCCAGUGACUACAGGGGAUCCGACCUGCAGGCUGGGGAGUUUGGGCAACCCAAGCACUGGUAUCCCUUCGCUGCGCCCGAGUACACCGGCCAGGUACCCGGCGUAACAGCAGCUACCCAGCCUACAAACCUUAGUCCCCCCAUAGCCGAGACCCGGGAGCAAAUCAAGCUGCCCGAAAUAAAGACUGAGAAGGACACUGGCGAUGACUACUCAACAGAGAUAAAGGGUCAGCAGUACCCGACACCGCCCGCCUCCGCCGCAGUGCCCCAUGGAGUCUUCUACCCUGCGGCCUGGAACCCGUCCUUCUGGCCGGGGAUCGCCCAUAUCACCCCGCCCGGUAGCAGUAAUCAAAAUCCCUCAACAUCCUCUGCAUCUUCGCCUUCUAUGUCCCCUUCACCCCCAAGCAACGGGCUUCCAGGAAACGCCUUUUUCAGCGUGAACACAACCCAGGCUGCCCCCGGGCCCCAGACCCAGAACCCGGCCUCUUCCACGCGGAGCAGCGGGUCUUCCAGCGGCGGUUGCAGCGACUCUGAGGAGGAGAACCUUUCCACUGAAGAACUGGAGCAGUUUGCUAAGGAACUGAAACACAAACGCAUUACUUUGGGUUUCACUCAAGCUGAUGUUGGCCUUGCCCUGGGUAACCUUUAUGGUAAGAUGUUCAGCCAGACGACUAUUUGCCGCUUUGAGGCUCUGCAGCUUAGCUUUAAGAACAUGUGCAAGCUGAAACCCCUUCUUCAGAGAUGGUUGAAUGAGGCAGAGACCUCGGAGAAUCCCCAGGAUAUGUACAAGAUUGAAAGAGUAUUUGUUGACACCAGAAAGAGGAAGAGGAGGACUAGUCUGGAGGGAGCAGUGCGCUCUGCUCUGGAGUCUUACUUUAUCAAGUGUCCCAAACCUAAUACCCAGGAGAUCACACACAUCUCAGAUGACCUGGGCCUGGAGAGAGAUGUGGUACGUGUUUGGUUCUGCAACCGCAGACAGAAAGGAAAGCGCCUGGCCUUGCCACUGGAUGAGGAGUGCGACGGCCAGUAUUACGAGCAGAGCCCCUCCCCACUGAACAUGGCCCCUUCCCCCAUUCCCAGUCAGAGCUACCCUGCUUCCAGCUACCCUGGAGCCCCUCCUCCCACACUGUACAUGCCCCCACUUCACCGACCCGAUGUCCUGAAGCAAGCCCUUCACCCCGGACUUGUUAGUCACCUGACUGGAUAAACGUGCUCAGGUAGUCCCAGCCAAAUUCAUAGCUUACCUUCCCAAGCCUCUUUGACUCCAAUCGCCUGACUGGCCAAUACUAUUGGUAGAAAACAGGAUAGAAACAAUUCAAGGGAGGAGGCCCUUCUGUUCACUGCAGCAAAGAGAUGGAUCAAAGUUGCUUUGUGUUCCUGUUCUUCAGCUGAAAUGUAACUGCAAUGGGCCACAUCCUCUAACCAUGACAUGAAACGCCACACCAACAACUGGUUUGACUUUGAAAAUUUGAACUGAAAGUUAAAUCUGCCUUUUGUAUUAUGUGGUCUUGGAUUAUGCAUAGUAAGUUAUUCCAUAGGCUUGAGUCAAUGUAGGUUUAGAAGAAAUAAUUGGUGCUAUAUUAUUGUCAAGCUAUGGAAUGAUUGUGUAAAUACAAGCAGGGUUAAAGAACCAGGGUAUUCCAUCCACUUAUGCUAAACCCUGGGAAGGUUUUCUGUGGUGCACAUGUCGAAAGAUCUGGGUUAUCAAGGGAAUCUCAAUGUGAGAAAUGCUUAAGAACAGAAUUCAUCCUCGACAUUUGGGUCAAUAUUUGUGCAAUACUUCUGUGUCCCAUCUGGAAAGAGCAGCUACGGUAUUUGUCUAAACCGUCUCCACUGGAAUGGAAAACAAAUUCUUAAGAUGAAUUUUUCAAUUUUUUUUUUUUUUUGCACAAAGUUGCUUUUUGUAAUGUUUUUGUAUUCUUUUUAAAAAUGUCCUGUUUUGUAUACCAAACCCAAAUUUUGUCCUAUAGUUGUUGAUUUUCAUCGACAUCUUGAGCAAAUAUUUUAGCAAGAAAUGGGGAAUGAUGAGAUUCAAAGUAGUAAUUUAAGUGAAUGUGACAAAUGUUAUGUUACUCUCAAAUGUCUUAGCUGCUACGAUCGCCAUUUGCACAUUGUCAAUAUUUUCUCUCAAAGUCUCAGGUGAAUGGCAGUGACAUAAAUGUCUGACUUCAUCAGCUAUUGAAAAGUUGACCAACUCUGUUCGAAUACCUCAUUUUGAUUUCAUCGUAAAUUGUUUUUGUUAAUGUUGAAUAACACUUGAUACUAAGUCAAGUCUGAGUGCUCACUGGAGGUGUAUUUUAAGAAGUUGCUUUUUACUCAGAUGACAAUUUUAGAAAUGAAGACAUUAAAUGUCAGUUACUCUCCUUCACCAUGCAUCGCAUGACUUAAGUCCCUAAGUGACCAUGAAAUUAUGAGCAAGAACCAACUUCGAGUUGUCACUUGAACAUUUGAAUAAUCUUUGAUAGUAUCUUGCCUCAUGAAUAACAUUACUGACUUGAGUAUUUACUGUAAGAGCGCAGUCAUACCUGUGACUAGCUAUUUUUUAUAACCUUUUCGCAACAGAUUGUAAAUGGAUUAAUAAUUUAUUGAAAUGUUAGCUACACUGAGAAGUUUGCACUCAACACAUCUUUAACCUGAAUGUGUAUCUGCAUCAAGGGAAACUGACUUUUUUUCC